Messenger RNA from Macrobrachium nipponense, 1390 nucleotides. RefSeq lists its product as uncharacterized. Lineage: Eukaryota; Metazoa; Arthropoda; Malacostraca; Decapoda; Palaemonidae. The transcript has 8 exons. The coding region runs from base 150 to 1175 and encodes 341 amino acids. The record is from RefSeq and is a predicted model, not a curated record.
CCUCCCGAGCAGCUGUCUCUUCGCAGCCUCUCUUUGGAAGGAAUCAGACCAACACUAUUUAUUGUUUGUCCUUCCUUAUUUAAGGAACGAGGAGGCAAAGAAAAUACUCUGAAGAAGCAUUUGAAACGGCUCGGCAGAGGCAGACCAGAAUGAGUUUUAAAACAGUGUUUUUUACAUUUGUGGCGACAAGUUUUCUCUUGGGCGUACAAGGGAACUUGAACUUUUCCGGCUGGGAACUACCCAGCUUUAGGUCCCUAUUCAACCAUUUUCCCUUGGCGCCUCUGACGAUCGUGCGGAUCUACAACGACAAAUGCGACGCAGGGGAUGGUCGAAACGGAACUUGCUUGGCCAAGGUCGAGUGCUACAAGAAGAAAGGCGUAGUCAGGGGAACCUGUGCUCUAGGAUUCGGCGUCUGUUGUCUCAUGACUGCCGCGGAAAAUGGAAUAGCCUUUGGCAACAACACCUUGCUGUACAAAGAUAAAUUUGGAGGCGGAGUUGACAUCACUUACACGAUCAUGCGUAUGAGCAAGAAGAUAUGUCAAUACAGAAUAGACGUCAAAAGACUGAUUAUGUACGAGGUAGAAGUGGACGGAAGUUGUCGCUACGACUACAUGCUGGUCAAUCAAGACACUAAAUUUAAAAAAGUCUGUGGAAUGACGGAAAACGUCCAUUAUUAUAUUGACGUUAAGGACACGGUUAUUUUCACUUUUCACACUGAUCCAGGACAGACUCAAAUACGGGAAUGGGAGAUCUACGUUUCUCAAUACACAUGCGACAUGGGAGCUCCAGACGGCUGUGGUCAGUGGUAUUGGGGAGCCACAAAUAAAAUUGACAUAUGGAAUAAUAUUGAUCCAGCAAACACACACUGGUAUUACCUUGACAACCAGCACUACACGAUUUGUGUCCGAUGGGAGGCCGGUUAUUGCACUAUAACAUAUAAUGAAAAUACCAGAUUCCAGCCAAAAUGUAAUGACAUUUUUGAAAGACCUGGAAGCACAACCCUACGAUCAGCUUGCAUCUUCACACCUCCCGCUAAUGCUAUCACAUACACAUUUACUGGUGGAGUGCAAAACUUCUAUGUUAAUUUCUCAGAUACAACCAACCAACACAGCGGUUCAGUUUCCAAUCCAUUCAAGAAUCCCAGCAUCUCCUACCAACAAAACCGCUGCAACUAAUUGUGCCAAAAUACGUACUUUGUGCUUGAGAGGCAUUACAUGAUGAAGGGUAAAGUGCUAAAAUACAGCUUCACACUCUUAAUGCCAGUCAUGUAUGAGAGAGAGAGAGAGAGAGAGAGAGAGAGAGAGAGAGAGAGAGAGAGAGAGAGAGAGAGAGAGAGAGAGAGAGAGAGAGAGAGAGAGAGAGAGAGAGAGAGAGAGAGAGAGAGAGAUAU